AUGGCCGCCAAAUCAGCAGUUCGCUCCAUCUUGGAGAAAAGUCCCAGUGAUAUUGUUAUAGUAUCUGCAUUAAGAACUCCUAUUACUAGGGCUAAAAAGGGUGGACUCAAGGAUGUUUACCCAGAAGAAUUGCUAAGUAAAGUACUGUCUGCUACAGUGAAAAAAUCUGGCAUAGAUAAGAACCUGGUAGAUGACGUACUGGUUGGUGCAGUAUUACAGACUCUAGGAGGCCACAAGGCCAGUGCCCUCGCUGUAAAAAGUGUUGGUUUUCCUAUUUCUACUACCACAAAUACCAUUAAUAGACAAUGUGGUUCAUCUGCUCAAGCAAUGUCAUAUAUUGCUUCGUCAAUUCGUUCAGGAGAUAUUGACAUUGGUAUUGCUGCUGGCGUAGAGUCUAUGACUUUUGAUUAUUUCCCUCAUAGAGGAAUUCCCACCAGAAUAUCCGAGUCUCUUAAAGCAUCUGCUUCUGAUGAAGCUAAGAAUGUUCUCAUGCCUAUGGGAAUUACCUCUGAGAACGUGGCAGAAAAGUAUGGCAUUACACGUGAAGAGCAGGACCAUUUCGCAUAUCUCAGUCAUACUCGAGCUGCCAGGGCCACUGAAAGCGGUCAUUUUGCAAAGGAGAUUGUUCCUGUGGAAGCUAGAUUUGUAGAUGAAAACGGCGUUGAGUCGCCCAAUACAGUCACUGUUUCUAAAGAUGACGGUAUUCGAGCCACUAUUUCGCUCGAUAAAUUGGCUACUUUAAAGCCUGUUUUCUCAGAGACUGGUACCACCACAGCAGGCAAUUCAUCGCAAAUAUCCGACGGUGCUUCCGCAGUUCUUCUUAUGACGCGAGCUAAAGCACACGAACUUGGUCUCAGACCGGUAGCAAGAUUUAUUGCAUCCAAGGCAGCUGGUGUUCCCUCUGCUUUAAUGGGAAUUGGACCAGCAGCUGCUAUCCCCAAGCUUCUGGAACGUGUUGGUCUUGUAUCGUCUGAUAUCGAUGUGUGGGAGAUCAACGAAGCAUUCGCCAGUCAGUCGGUUUACUGUGUAAAGGAGCUUGGCCUUGAUUCUGAUAAGGUGAAUCCAAAUGGUGGUGCCAUCGCUCUGGGUCAUCCUCUUGGAGCUACUGGUGGACGUUUGGUCGCAACUCUUAAUAAUGACCUUCACAGCCUUGAUGGAGAGCUUGGUGUCCUCUCAAUGUGCAUGUCGACUGGUCAGGGCUAUGCUGCUCUCCUGUCCCGUGAAUAA
Messenger RNA from Sugiyamaella lignohabitans, 1227 nucleotides. It is a transcript of the gene POT1, whose product is annotated as acetyl-CoA C-acyltransferase. NCBI's taxonomy places the organism in Eukaryota, Fungi, Ascomycota, Dipodascomycetes, Dipodascales, Trichomonascaceae. Gene Ontology annotation, cellular component: peroxisome. Gene Ontology annotation, molecular function: acetyl-CoA C-acyltransferase activity. Gene Ontology annotation, biological process: phenylacetate catabolic process; fatty acid beta-oxidation. Bases 1 to 1227 code for a protein of 408 amino acids. The record is from RefSeq and is a predicted model, not a curated record. The transcript has a single exon.